Henningerozyma blattae CBS 6284 is the source of this 930-nucleotide messenger RNA. RefSeq lists its product as uncharacterized. The record is from RefSeq and is a predicted model, not a curated record. Gene Ontology annotation, molecular function: intramolecular phosphotransferase activity. NCBI's taxonomy places the organism in Eukaryota, Fungi, Ascomycota, Saccharomycetes, Saccharomycetales, Saccharomycetaceae. Bases 1 to 930 code for a protein of 309 amino acids. Gene Ontology annotation, biological process: glycolytic process. The transcript has a single exon.
AUGACAAUGGGCGAAGCAAAUGACACCUUUAAAUUGAUUGUAUUAAGACAUGGUCAGAGUGAAUUAAAUCAUGAAAAUAUUUUCUGUGGUUGGAUUGAUGCCAAAUUAACAGAAAAGGGGAAAGAUCAGGCACGUAAUACAGCUAAAUUGAUUAAAGAUUAUUGUUUAACUAAUAAUGUGAAAUUACCAGAAAUUGGUUAUACUUCAAGACUUGUUAGAACUGAACAAACAAUGGAUGUGAUUCUUGAAGAAUUAGGUAUUUCACAACUAAAUAAAUUUAAAGUAACUGGUUCUGUUGAUAGUGAUGAUAUUGAUAAAUUUUUCAAAGAGUCCAGACCAACUACCAUUCCUGUGUUACAAACUUGGAGAUUAAAUGAACGUCAUUACGGUUCAUGGCAAGGUCAAAGAAAACCUAAUAUUUUAGAAAAAUAUGGUAAGGAUGAAUAUAUGUACAUUAGAAGGGAUUAUCAUGGUAAACCUCCACAGGCAGAUUUAAAACGUGAAAUGGUACAAGAAAAAAAUGAUUUAGGCUCAGCUACUGGUUAUGAAUUCAAAGAACCAAAUAGAAAUUUAAAAUAUAGGUUUGAAGAAGAUUCAAAAGAAAAAUUACCAGAUAGUGAAUCAUUAUCCGAAGUGGUUAAAAGAUUGAAUCCAUUUUUGGAAAACGUAGUAUUUAAAAUCUCACAAAUUAAAAAUCAAUCUUCCUGUUUGAUCGUUGGCCAUGGUAGUUCUGUUAGAUCUGUGUUGAAGAUUCUUCAAAAUAUUUCAGAUGAAGAUAUAAAAGAUAUUGACAUUCCAAAUGGGAUCCCAUUAGUUAUUGAAUUGGAAAAAAAUACAAAUAAAUUCAUCAAAUGUUUUUAUUUAGAUCCUGAAUCUGCCAAAGUUAAUGCUGAAAAAGUUCGUAAUGAAGGAUUUGUCCAUAAUCCAUAA